Molecule: messenger RNA, 2247 nt
Organism: Salarias fasciatus (jewelled blenny)
Lineage: Eukaryota; Metazoa; Chordata; Actinopteri; Blenniiformes; Blenniidae
Gene: nphp1
Product: nephronophthisis 1
Exons: 20
Coding region: 87-2165 (692 amino acids)
Biological process (GO): protein localization involved in establishment of planar polarity
Cellular component (GO): cytoplasm; cilium
Molecular function (GO): protein binding
Source: RefSeq, a predicted model, not a curated record
ACCAGUGGACCGUAGCGUCAGCUAGGAGGCUCGGCACUAAGCUAACAGCUAACCGCGUAGGUUUUAGGAGUUAAAACAGAGAAUAAAUGCCACUGAAAAGAAGAGGUGCGCUGCAGCUCGCACAGAGGGAAGUGGAUGACAUUGAAAAGCAGGUUGACAGGCUGGUGAAGGAUGUACGGAAUCAAGUCACAACCAUUGAAGAUGCAUCUAGAAAAUGUCAGGAACUGCAGAGCUUGGCAGAGAAGACACAAAAUACACUGAAAAAACUCACAAAGGCAGAUGAGCUGGCUCCGGUGGGUAACUAUGAUCAGAGGAAACAGGAAGAGGAAACACGACUGCAAAGCAUCUUGGAGUGUUUGAACAACCUCUCUCUGGAGCUUUCACCACCAGGACCCAGUACCACAGCAGGUGAUGUUUCAAAAGAAGAGAGUGAGACUGGAGGUGAUGAUGAUGAUGAUGAUGAUGAUGAAGAAAGUAGUGACGACGACAGUAGUGAAGAUGAUGAUGAUGAUGAUGAUGAAAAAGAGAAGAGAGCAGUGAAGCCGCCGUCUCAUUCAGACCAGCACAUCUACACCGUCCUGAGUGACUUUAAAGGAGAGGAGGAGGGAGACCUCUCUGUGCGGCAGGGACAAGUACUGAGUAUAAUCAGGAAGACGAGAGACGGAUGGUGGCUGGCUGAAGACGCCAAAGGCAACAGAGGAGUCGUUCCAAAAAACUUCCUGCAGAUCGGCUCCGGUGACAAGAACAAUGAAGAUGAAGACGAUGGAACCGAUGAUGAUGAUGAUGAGGAAUCGGAUGAAGAGGACCUGCAGGACAGUGAGGAAGUCAUCCAUGACCAGGACAGUAAGAGCGCUUCACAUGGAAACUGGUCCACGGUCAGAAAGGCCUUGACUGAGAUUGAUGCGACAGAUGUGCUGUCUGCCAUGGGGGCCAUACCGUCAGGAUUCAGACCGUCAGCUCUCAAUAAACUUCUGCUGGAGGAAGGUGAAAAAUACAGAGGAAGCCACUACAUCCAGCCGGAGCUCAGUCAGUCGCAGCUCUCUUUUAAAGACCUCUUCCUUGACGCCGACACGGGCAGGGUUCGUGCGCGGCAGGUCAGGAUCUGUGUUUGCUUUACGCUGUGGAACUGCACGAUGAUUCCCACUCCGGGGGUCGGAGUUCAGGUGCUGAGCAGACACAUCCGACUCUGUGCCUUCGAUGGGACUCAGGUUUUGAGUAACAUCCACACUGUGAGAGCAGCCUACAACUCCAAGAGCCCAAAGACCUGGAGCUUCUCCCCGCGGAUGACCGGCAUGCUGCCCACCUUAAUGAACGGAGACUGUUUCUUACGCUGCAGCUCUGCAGCUCCUAACCUCGGCGUCCUCUUUGAACUUGGAGUCACUUUCAUAAGAAAUUCUACAGGUGAGAGAGGAGACCUGAGCUGUGGGUGGGCUUUCCUGAAACUGACUGAUGAUGCAGGAAAUCCGCUUCCAAACAGGACUUACGAUCUCCCGGUGAACGGAGGCACUCCCUAUGAGGAGGAUGUGCCAGUGGAGCCAACAAUAACCAGAGGAUCCCCAGGAGGAGUUCUCCAGCAGAUGCUCCAGGCCAGGCGGCAGCCCAAACUGACCGUAAAGCUCAAAUCAACCAACAGCCAGACCAGAACACAGCUGAAUCUUCUUCCAGAUACUCUGCUACACUGUCUGAGCUGCGUCCACCUGCUGGCCUUCCACAGGCAGCUGCUGGCGGACACUCUGCUGAUGGACAGGCCUACCAUGCAGAAUGCAGAUCCAAUCUGCAGCCCGAUCCUUUCAACCUUUCCUGUGCUGCUCGAACAAACAGACCUCCUGGAUGCACUCAGGAGUGCCUGGAUGGACGCCAUGGCCAGCAUGAGCAGAGCACAGAAGAGAGACUCGUCGUUUCUGAAACACCAGUUUGCUGAGGUGUACAUGUCGUCCGUGUAUUUCCUGCUGCACUCCCCCUCGCUGCCCCGCCACCGCUGGGCCGACCCGCCGUCCGAGGAGCAGCGCGCCCGGGUCAUCUACGCCACCCUGGACGCCCUGAAGAGCCAGCGGCGCUCCGCAGGCCCAGCAGGAGGCCUGGAGGUCUUCACCAGCCCCUCACACUCACAUCUUGCUUUUGACAUGACCGAGUUGACCUUUGACCUUCUCCGUAUUGGGCGGUGACAGCAACAUCCACCGCAUCCGGACACAGAAGCCAUUUGAGAACUUUAACAUAUAUAGUUUCUUUUUUAAUAGAGUUAUACAU